AUGCGCCCAGGAAUGCGGUUGCAGGCAGCCUACAGGCCUGACGGUUCUCUGGACGCCCAGCAGACGGCCGUGAACUAUCUCUGGGCUUGGAGAGGCCAAAAUCGGCCACUUUACAUCUUCAGAGUAUGCAAGGCGGUCAAGCACGGGCACAGCAACCGUAACGACUUCAUCUACCGCAUCAGCCAGAUCAACAACGACAAUUCCAACAAGCCGCAGUAG
Molecule: messenger RNA, 219 nt
Organism: Colletotrichum spaethianum
Lineage: Eukaryota; Fungi; Ascomycota; Sordariomycetes; Glomerellales; Glomerellaceae
Exons: 1
Coding region: 1-219 (72 amino acids)
Source: RefSeq, a predicted model, not a curated record